GGCUGCCUUGUCUCAGAGCUUUAAAUAUUAAUGCUUUUGAUUUCCUCUUAGCGGCUGGCGACAGCAGGGCAGCGCAGGGGCUGAAGCGAGUCGGCUGGGGUGGAGGGCAGCCGUGCUGGACCCGGCGGUGGGGCAGAGGGGGCUGGAUCCGGCCUCAGCUGAAGACGAUGGGAUUUGUUGCCGGCUCGGUGCAGGAGCAACAUGGGGCUGUAGGGCUUGAGUACCUCCAGGCUGGGGGCCAAGUGUGCUGAGCCCCCCCUCCCUGUGCCAGCAGCUCCCUGGGGCGUCGCCGCAGCCCCAUUUUCCUCUCCGCCGUGGUGGGAGCGUGGGGUCGCUCUCCGUCUGGCCGGAUCCGUGCAUCCUUGCUGACGCCAAUCGUGAUCGAUCAGCUGCAACGGCACAGAGCCGGGCAGCCCCUGGACCUGCUGCCUGGUGUCCUGGGGCCGGCUCUCCCUGCCAGCCAUGCCAGGCUGGCGUGGACCUGGUGCAGAGCUCGCCCGAGGCUUCUGCUUGGGGGUGGCUUCCCAGUGGCUGCAGGCGCUUGGACUCUCCAUGGGGCCCCCAUGAGACCCGGCUGGCUGCCUCCACCCUGCUGCCAGACGGGACGGGACGGCCCUGGCCCUUCUCGCCUCUCUCCAGCAUGGAUCUCUUGCAGAAGAGCAAAUACAGCCACCUGCGGAACGAGUCCGUCUCCUCUCUGGAGGAGGCUGUGGGGGGCGUGGGGGUCCCAGCCUCCCCAGUGGAGUCCCUCACAGGCAUGCGGUCUCUGCCUGGCUCCCUGUCCUCCUCUUCCCUCGGCCCCACGGCACCUCUUGGAGAGCUCUCACCUGAGUCAGAGGACAGCCCCACCACCCUCUGCUCCUUCUUCCCCAAAAUGGCCAACCUGAAGCUCUCGAACCCCGCCAACCUGCUCAGCCUGCGGGGCUCCUCUGCUGGCAGCAGCCCGGGGGAGCCCAGCCCUGCAGAGAUGCUGGAACCAGCACCGGGGGGGGCUGCCGGCCCCGACUCAGCGGGACCUGUCGCUGUCUGUUCCCAGGAUAUGAACAAGCUGAGCUGCGGGAAGAAGACGCGGGUGGAAGGCGGCCAGCUGGGGGGUGAUGAAUGGACCCGCCACGGCAGCUUCGUCAAUAAGCCCACCCGUGGCUGGCUGCACCCGGAUGACAAGGUCAUGGGCCCUGGGGUCUCCUACCACGUCCGGUACAUGGGCUGCGUGGAAGUCCUCCAGUCCAUGAGGGCUUUGGAUUUCAACACCAGGACGCAGGUCACCAGGGAGGCCAUCGGGCUGGUGUGUGAGGCUGUGCCCGGUGCCAAGGGAGCUGUGCGGAGGAGGAAGCCCUGCGGCCGCUCCCUGAACUCCAUCCUGGGCAAGAGCAACCUGAAGUUUGCCGGCAUGCCCAUCACCCUGACCAUCUCCACCAGCAGCCUCAACCUCAUGGCUUCUGACUGCAAGCAGAUCAUUGCCAACCACCACAUGCAGUCUAUCUCUUUUGCUUCUGGGGGAGACCCGGACACAGCAGAGUACGUCGCCUAUGUUGCCAAAGAUCCCGUCAAUCAGAGAGCCUGCCAUAUCCUGGAGUGCCCCGAGGGCUUGGCGCAGGAUGUAAUCAGCACCAUUGGGCAGGCCUUUGAGCUGCGGUUCAAGCAGUACCUGAAGAACCCCCCGAAGCUGGUGACACCGCACGACAGGAUGGCGGGGUUUGAUGGCUCUGCCUGGGAUGAGGAAGAGGAGGAACCAGCCCCGGAUCACCAGUACUACAAUGACUUCCCUGGCAAGGAGCCUCCCAUUGGGGGGGUUGUGGACAUGCGGCUGCGGGAUGGGGCUGCUCAGACCCCCAAUCACCUGGGGGCCACGCUGCCUGUCGGCCAGUCGUCUGGUGGGGAGUAUGACCCCCGGAAGCAGCACACUCCUGCCCAAGCAGGGAGAGAGAAAUACCCGGCUCCGGUGGGUGCAUCCGGCCGCACAGACCUGUUUGAUGACCCAUCUUAUGUCAACGUGCAGAACAUGGACAAGACACGCCAAGCAUCGGCCGCUGGCACCCCCGCAACGGCCAACGGCAGCACCCAGAGAGACCUCUUCGAUAUGAAGCCCUUUGAAGAUGCCCUGCGUGUCCCCCCGUCUGUGCCCAUGGGGCUACCCCCUGCCCAGGUGCUGGCCUCCAUGGAGGAGCAGCUGAGACGGGAGCCCUGGUACCAUGGGAAGAUGAACCGCAAGGAGGCCGAGAAGCUGCUGAAGGUGAAUGGAGACUUCCUGGUGCGAGAAAGUACCACCACCCCGGGCCAAUACGUGCUGACCGGCUUGCAGGGUGGGCAGCCCAAGCAUCUGCUACUCGUCGAUCCCGAGGGAGUGGUGCGGACGAAAGACCACCGCUUCGAGAGUGUCAGUCACCUCAUCAGCUACCACAUGGACAAUCACCUACCCAUCAUCUCAGCUGGCAGCGAGAUGUGCCUGCAGCAGCCUGUGGAGAGGAGACUCUGAGUGCUUGGGGGGCCCUGGUGCACAGCCCCCCAGCCCUGCUCCCUGCCCCUGGGAGCCCUUGGACUCUGCCUGGGACUGAGCGUGGACUUGGCCAGGGACGGGGCCUGUCCCCGUCUGCCACGUGGAGCUGGUGGCCGUGGUGGCCACGGGCAGCAUGGUGUGAGCUGCCUGCAGCGUGGGGGGCUGUUCUUGCCAAAGCCCCUGCCUCCUCCCCCCAGCUCCAGCCUUUGCACAGCAGCUCAGCUCCUACCA
Haliaeetus leucocephalus (bald eagle) is the source of this 2728-nucleotide messenger RNA. It is a transcript of the gene SHC1, whose product is annotated as SHC (Src homology 2 domain containing) transforming protein 1. Lineage: Eukaryota; Metazoa; Chordata; Aves; Accipitriformes; Accipitridae. Gene Ontology annotation, biological process: cell surface receptor protein tyrosine kinase signaling pathway; intracellular signal transduction. Gene Ontology annotation, cellular component: plasma membrane. The coding region runs from base 641 to 2476 and encodes 611 amino acids. Gene Ontology annotation, molecular function: receptor tyrosine kinase binding. The transcript has 12 exons. The record is from RefSeq and is a predicted model, not a curated record.